Boeremia exigua is the source of this 2562-nucleotide messenger RNA. Its product is annotated as Six-hairpin glycosidase-like protein. Gene Ontology annotation, molecular function: alpha-L-fucosidase activity. The transcript is spliced from 2 exons. NCBI's taxonomy places the organism in Eukaryota, Fungi, Ascomycota, Dothideomycetes, Pleosporales, Didymellaceae. Gene Ontology annotation, biological process: carbohydrate metabolic process. The record is from RefSeq and is a predicted model, not a curated record. The coding region runs from base 1 to 2268 and encodes 755 amino acids.
AUGCUGCGCUACCCCUCCCCCGCAUCGGCCUGGCAAGGCGCGCUGCCCCUUGGUAACGGCCGCCUGGGAGCCAUGCUGUACGGCGGCGUGGCCAGGGAAACGCUGCGUCUGAAUGAAGAAAGCGUCUGGUAUGGAGGCCCGAUGGACCGCACGCCUGCGGGCGCAAGGGCGCACCUAGAUGCCUUGCGGCAACUCAUCCGCGCGGGGAGGCAUGCCGAUGCUGAAGCCCUGGUUGGGAAACGCUUCCUGGCGACGCCGAAGAGCAUGAGGCAUUACGAGCCGCUGGGCACGUGCGUGCUGGAGUUUAUGGCUGGCGAUGGUGAAGUGGAGGGCUAUGAGCGGAGUCUUGAUUUUGCGCGGGCGGAGGCUGUGGUGCAGUACGUUGUUAAUGGGACGCGGGUGCGUCGCGAGGCUGUUGCUACGCAUGCAGACAAUGUCAUUGCACUGCGCGUGGUGGCUGAUAGCCCAAUCACUUUCAGAGUCAGCUUGACACGCACGAGCGAGGUUGAGUGGGAAGUGAACGAGUUCUUGGAUUCGAUUGAACUCGUCGACGGGCGGAUCGUGCUGCACGCAACGCCUGGUGGGAGUGUCCGAGACGUUGGUCGCGAGCUGGAAGUGACAGCGAGUGAUGCUCUGGUCGUUCUUGCCGCGCAGACUCAGUACCGCCAUAGCAACACCCAGCAGGCGGCUCUGUCCGACUUGGAGAGCGCUUUGCAGCUCGGGCCUGAACUGAUCUGGCGACGACAUCUCGAUGACUGGCACCCUCUGUAUGACCGCAUGGCCAUCCACCUCUUCCCAGAUAACUCCCAGCUUCUAACCCCCGAGCGCCUGGCGGACGUACAAAACCCUGGACUCGCCGCUCUGUUCCACGCCUACGCACGCUACCUCCUCUUGUCCAGCAGCCGAGCGUCUCCAAAAGCUCUCCCCGCCAACCUCCAAGGUAUAUGGAACCCGUCAUUCCAACCUCCAUGGGGCUCCAAGUUCGUCCUCAACAUCAACCUGCAGAUGAACUACUGGGCUGUCCACGUGUCCAAUCUGUCGGAGUGCGAGCUCCCCGUGUUCGACUUGCUGGAACGCAUGGCCAUCAACGGCCGGCACACUGCUUCUGAGGUCUGGGGGUGUCGCGGGUGGUGUGCACAUCACUGCACUGAUAUCUUUGGCGAUACCGAGACGCAGGAUCGCUGGAUGCCGGCGAGUCUGUGGCCGUUGGGCGGGGCGUGGGUGUGUACUCUUGUCUGGGAGCACUAUGCGUUCAAUGGAGAUGAGACUUUGCUUGUCCGGAUGGCGCCUGUGCUCGAGGGCUGUGUUGACUUUCUACUCGACUUCCUGGUUGAAGACUCUACUGGUAAGUUCCUCGUCACUAAUCCCUCUCUGUCGCCCGAGAAUACGUUUCUGCAUGAGGAGAGUCAGGAGAAGGGCGUGUUCUGCGAAGGCUCCACGAUGGACACGGAGAUCGUCCGGCAGGUUUUCUCACAGUUCCUCCUCAUAUCAACCGUCUUAAAGGGGCGACACGAACUACAAGAGCGCGCGCCCGCGGUCGAGGCUGCGCUCAGCAAACUGUCGCCGAUAACAAUCAGUCCCAACACAGGCACCAUCCAAGAAUGGGGCGUCCACGACUUCGCCGAAACCGAGCCCGGCCACCGCCACAUCUCGCACCUCUACGCCCUGCACCCCGGCAGCUCCAUCACGCCCUCGACCACGCCGGCGCUCGCGCAAGCCGCCACGAAGACUCUGCGCCGCCGCCUCGCCCACGGAGGCGGCCACACCGGGUGGUCGCGCUCCUGGCUGGUCAACCUCUGGGCUCGCUUGCGGCAGCCCGCAGAGUGCCGGCCGAACAUCGAAGCACUCCUGCGUGACAGCACCUUACCUAACCUGCUCGCCUCGCACCCGCCGUUCCAGAUCGACGCGAACUUCGGCGGCGCGGCGGGCAUCGUCGAGUGCCUGGUGCAGUCGCAUGAGGAAGUGCAGACCAGCGGCCAGGAAGGCGGUGUCAGGCUGCUGCGACUGCUUCCGGCGUGUCCUGUGGGGUGGAAGAAGGGCAGUGUCCGCGGUGUGCGGUGUCAAGGGGGGUUCGAGGUCGCGUUUGAGUGGGAAGACGGGCGCGUGCAGAGUCCGGUCCGGAUAGACUCGUUGUUUGGACGCGGCGCGGUGCUUGUUGUUCAUCACGCGGGAUCUGGUGCCUCGGAUGAGGGUGUUGAGGUUAACAUUCCUGCGGUCCAAGGUGUUCAUCUUGUUGACUGCGCUGUCUCGGCCGGGGUAGGUCUCUGAUGUCAUGUCUGUUGGAGCAUAUGGACAUGUCUGCGCAAGAAUGUAGAUUGCGGCCGAGAGCGUGUUGUACCGGGAGUCGAUAUGUCAGCCCACAAUCUUGAGAUCUUUGGUAUAAGGACCUGACUUCGGAGAAAGGAACUUCCCUUAGACCUACCCCCUCUUUCAUGAGCAAUUCCUUCUCUCUCGCGGUCUGAUUACUCAAAGGGUCGUACACCUGGCUUUGAUGCUAUCAAGCUCUUCCUUAUGGUACAGAAAGGCUUUGGGCAUUACGUUCCUGGUGCAUUGAUGUAGCGA